AUGAGUAGGCGAAUAGAUAUUCAAUGUAUUAGAGCUUUGGCUAUUUUAGCUGUUUUAUUUUAUCAUUUAUUUCCAACAAUUUUUGAAAAUGGAUUUUUAGGUGUUGAUGUGUAAGUUUCAGAUAAUUAUUAUUAUCAUUCUAAACCAGUUAUAAUUCUCUAAUAAUUUCAGAUUCUUUGUUUUGUCUGGAUUUUUGAUGUCAAGUUCAAAACCAAUCAAUAUUCUCGAUUUCUAUUAUCGAAGAGCUCGAAGAAUUUUACCACUGUAUUACCUCAUUUUAUUUCUAACAACUGUAGCUGUUCAAAAAUUUUUAAUUGAAGUUUGGUGGAAUAAUAAUCAUCGAUAUUACCUAUCAUCGUUGCUCCUAGUCACAAAUCAAUUAAUUAUUCAUGAUAGUGGUGAUUAUUUUCUUGAAUUUCAAGCUGAUGGAUCUUCUUUGAAUGCAUUUAUUCAUUGUUGGAGUUUGGGUGUUGAAAUGCAAUUCUAUCUUAUUGUUCCUUUUAUUUUCAUGGGAUUCGCGCAUCUUAAAUCUGAUUUUUUUGAAAUUCAUUGCAUCUAUUAUCAUGACUUGCAUUUGUAUGAUCCUUUUUCAUUUUAUCAAUCCACAAUUUGCUUUCAAUUUUAUGCCACUUCGAUUAUGGCAAUUUUCAACAGGAUUUGUUGCAUAUUUCUAUAUUCGAGUUAAUUUUAUUGAUAUGUCUAAAAACACUCUGCAACAAUCGAAAUUCAAUAUUCCAAUCGAUUCCAGGAGUUUCAAAAAUAUAAUAUUGACUUGUUUAUUUUUGAUGUUUCUACCAAUUAAAAUGAAUGUCCCAACUUUGCGAAUUCUAUUAACUCUUUGCACUGGUAUAUUAUUAACAUUCGACAAUCAAAAUGAUAACAUUGUGGGUUUUUUAAAAGUUCGUGUGAAAAAAGGUUAUUCAUAUAACUUUCAGAUUCUGAAUAAUCGAAUAUUAUCCCACAUUGGUGAUUUAUCCUAUAUAAUCUAUCUUAUUCAUUGGCCAUUAAUUAUUAUAAUUGGAUCUUCUACCACAAAAUAUUUUAUUUCUACGAUAGUUCUAGUUAUAAUUAUUUCCUCAUUUUUACAUUAUGGCUUCGAGAAAACUUAUAUGACCAAAAUCAAAUCAAAGCUUAUUUUCCUUGGUUUUCUUGGUUUAUUAAUUAUGUCGAAUGGAUAUCUUUACAAAAGUGUCAAAACUCAUGAAUUCUGGAAACAUGAAUAUCCAGAAGAAUUACAAGAAGUUAUAAGCACGAAUCUCGAUAAUCUUAUUUCAAGAUGGAAACCAUUACAAAAAUGUGAUGUUUCGGAUUUUGAAGAUUCUUAUAAACUCGGAGAUCAUACUAUUGGAUAUUGUAAAUAUUUUGGAAAUGGAACAAAAAAUAUAAUGGUUGUUGGAAAUAGUUAUACUGCGAAUUUUGUGAAUACAAUCAAAGACGCAAUUGAUGAAGUUGGAACAUAUUCUGUUUUUCAAUAUGCAUCAUUUCCUUGUAAGUUUUGAAUAUUCGAAAAAUGAUCACAAUUCUUUUGUUUUUCAGCAAGUUAUGGAAUAUAUAGUGAUAAUCCACUUUCAAAUUUAUCUUUAUCAAUUACUCACAAAUUAAUUUCUAAAGAAAAACUCGAUAUUUUGAUGAUUAUAAGCAGAUAUUCUGAAUCUGUUAAAACACCAUUUUAUUAUUCAGAAAAUGACAAAUGGAUUCAAGAAUUCAAUAAGAAUAUUGAAAUUUACGAGAAAUACACAAAACAUAUUUUUAUAUUAGGAGCAUUUCCUUUGUAUGCUCCAUAUUCAAUGAAUGCAUUCAUUCAGAAUUUGAUUUAUAAACCAGAACAUUUGGAAAGUUUUAAUUUGAAAAGAUAUGAUGCAGAUAUUGAAAUGAAAUAUAUCAGAAAACGAUUGAGCAAUAUUAAAUGCAAAUCUUGUCAGGUAAUCAAUUUCAGUUAUAAAAAUGUUCUGAAUGAAAACAGAAUUUUCUUCAGAUAAUCGAUUUGUCACCAAUGAUUGCAACCGAUGAAAAAUAUUUAUUAUUUGACAGAAAAACAAUGCUAUCCUACAUUGACAAUUCAAUUCAUUUAACAAAACCGGGACUCAAAUUAUUUGAACCGUACUUUGCCAAUUUUGCUAAUGAUAUUUUCAAUAAACACGAUUGA
Caenorhabditis angaria is the source of this 2146-nucleotide messenger RNA. The record is from the annotation of a GenBank genome assembly. NCBI's taxonomy places the organism in Eukaryota, Metazoa, Nematoda, Chromadorea, Rhabditida, Rhabditidae.